Chelonia mydas (Green sea turtle) is the source of this 3123-nucleotide messenger RNA. RefSeq names its product TBC1 domain family member 10A (gene TBC1D10A). Bases 34 to 1440 code for a protein of 468 amino acids. NCBI's taxonomy places the organism in Eukaryota, Metazoa, Chordata, Testudines, Cheloniidae. The transcript has 9 exons. The record is from RefSeq and is a predicted model, not a curated record.
UCCCGGGCCGCGGAGGCCGGGGCCGGCGGCGGGAUGGCGAAGAGCCGCGGGGCGAGCGGGCCGGGCGCGGCCGGGAGCCGCGAGAGCCUGGCCGGGGCCCCAGGGGCGGCGGGCGCCGGGGACGAGCUGAGCUCGCUGGGCUCCGACUCCGAGACCAACGGCGGGGAGCGGCGCGUGGACAAGUUCGGCUUCAUCGUGGGCAGCCAGAGCGCCGAGGGGCCGCUGGAGGAGGUGCCACUGGAGGUGCUGAGGCAGAGGGAGUCCAAAUGGCUGGAUAUGCUCAAUAACUGGGACAAAUGGAUGGCCAAGAAGCAUAAGAAGAUCCGGCUGCGCUGCCAGAAGGGGAUCCCGCCCUCCCUGCGGGGCCGGGCCUGGCAGUACCUUUCGGGGGGCAAGGUCAAGCUGGAACAGAAUGCUGGCAGGUUUGACGAGCUGGAUCUCUCGCUGGGGGACCCCAAGUGGCUGGAUGUGAUUGAGCGGGAUCUCCACAGGCAGUUCCCAUUCCACGAAAUGUUUGUGUCUCGGGGAGGACACGGGCAGCAAGACUUGUUGCGGGUGCUGAAGGCCUACACGCUGUACCGGCCAGAGGAGGGCUACUGCCAGGCCCAGGCUCCCGUCGCAGCAGUGCUGCUCAUGCACAUGCCUGCCGAGCAAGCCUUCUGGUGCCUGGUGCAGAUCUGCGAGAAGUACCUCCCCGGCUACUACAGUGAGAAGCUGGAGGCCAUUCAGCUGGAUGGGGAGAUCCUCUUCUCACUGCUGCACAGGUUCGCACCCGUGGCUUACAAGCACUUGAGCAAGCAGAAGAUUGAUCCCAUCCUGUACAUGACGGAGUGGUUCAUGUGUGCCUUCUCCAGGACCCUACCGUGGAGCUCCGUGCUGCGCGUCUGGGACAUGUUCUUCUGUGAAGGGGUGAAGAUCCUGUUCCGGGUUGGCCUGGUGCUGCUGAAACACACGCUCGGCUCCUCCGAGAAGCUCAAGUCCUGCCAGGGGCAAUACGAGACCAUGGAGAGGCUGAGGGCGCUGAACCCCAAGAUGAUGCAAGAGGCCUUCCUGGUGCAGGAGAUCAUAGAGCUGCCAGUGACAGAGCGGCACAUCGAGCGGGAGCACUUGAUCCAGCUGAAGAAGUGGAAGGAGACCCAUGGGGAGCUGCAGUGCAGGUCUCCCCCACGCCUACAUGGCGCCAAAGCCAUCAGCAACUCGGAGCCACAUUCCCUCAAGGAGCUGGACCCUUCGCCCGCCAUUAUCCUGCCCCCCAGGCAGGCGCUCCCACCCAAGGUCCGCAAGAAGGAGAAGAAACAAGACCAAAGGAAAGGCAAGCCGGCCAAUGGCCCCAUCCCUGAGGAGAACGGAGCCCAGGCCUUCAUCGAGCCUGCGGCCUCCCCGCAUCACCAGUCCAAGGAGAGCCUGAGUUCCCGCGAGAGCGAGGACACCUACUUGUAAUGGGGUUGCAGCACAUUCCAGCUCCGCGGUGGCUGAGUGCCCAGGGUUGCUUCCUCUGCGCCUGAGGGGCCAGCCAGCUGGGCCUAGACUCAGGACUGAUUCCCUGUUGCAGCCAAAGUGGGGAGCAGCAUGUGUCUGGGGGCCUCUCUCCUGCCACUCUGGGUGCCGGGGGAGGAGCCUUAUCUGUGGGAGUAAAGUUUUUAUUUAUUGUUUGGCCGCAGCUGAUUUGCAGAGCGGAGACCAAGGGAGCCAGGCUGUGCCUGGGGCGGCCAUUCAGACCCAUAGGCAAAGGGCUGUGAACCUGCGUCUGCCUGAGGGCUGAAUGCGUCUCUUCCUUCCAUUGGGAGGCUCAAAGCCCCGUUCCCAGGAAAGGUCCGGGGUCUGGCUGGCUGCUCCAGUGGGGGCUGGCUGAUGUUUGAAAUAAGCUGAUGAACUGACCUCAGGCAGAGCAGGGGGCAGAACUGAUCUCCCAGCCUGGGGCUGAGCAGUCCAUGUGGCUUCUCUCCCUGCUGAAGUUCCCUCUAAGGAUCCCAGCUGCUGUCUUGGCUGGGCCAAUCCUCCAUCGCUAAGUGGGCUGGAGCAGUGUGUACCCAGUGUCCAGGAGGAGCAUCCUAGGCUCAGCUGUUGCACAUGCUCUGCCUGAGCUGCAGAGGAAGAGUUGAGCUGGUCUCUCCUGCCCCAGCCCGUGCUGCAGGAGGGUCUCUAUUGCCCAAGGGGGGUGGCUCUCCUGGCCUGAGCGCGGCGGAUUCCAAACUCCUGCUGUGUCUGGGGGGGGCGGUUGUUAGGGAGGAAAUGACCUGAGCAUUUAUUACUGACUUUCUCUACUGCAGCGAGCCUAUUUAUUGGUCUGUGUAGCAUUACUGUUCAAAAGGAGCCUUGCCACUAUAUAGGGAAAGGUCAGAUCCGCCCCGGUGGGUGCCUGCAAAUCCUGGGCAGGAUGCAAGGGGCUGGGGACAAGGUCUGCAUGAGGCAGGGCUAGCACUGGCUGCUCAGGACCUGGGUGAAAGCCCUGCUUGCAGGGGACUGACCUGAGCCUGCUGCUUUGGGGUUUGCAGGGGCAGCCCUUCCUGAGGUCACCUGCAGGUGGCUGUAUGGCAGAUAAAUGAGGCCACUUGGAGCACGUGCUGUGCUGAUGAAAGCUGGUGCUAGGCCUGGCAGCUCAGCCCCAAAUGCUGAUAGAGAACAAGUGUAUUCAAGGGUUAAUCCAGAUGUGGAAGGGCAACAACUAUCUCCUCAAUGGGGGUGCAGCCUGCAGAUCCCAGACUGCAGAGCUCUCAUAUCCAGGAAGUCUCUGGCAUAUUGUAUUAGUUACUGCAGGUUGCACUUCCACACUGAGGGGCGCAGCGUUAGCUGGUUCUGGUGCAGCCUAGGGUGGCCUGAAGUUGGGGAGCCCUAGAUAUUGAUAGCAAAGGUGAAAGGGAAGGAGGGUCUAUUUUUCCAGCUCGCAGCAUUAAUGAGUCCGGGGCGAGUCUCUUAGGAAUCCUCUGGGUACUUCUUCACUCAGUCUUAGGCUUUCUGCAGACUGCCUCCUGGGGGUGGAAGGGAUCUGACUGGAGAGGCUUCUCCUUGCCCACCUCAACUAUGCUGGACACCGUUCCUGUGCGGGUGAGACUGUGUAAAAUAAAUCCGUGAAUGAAGUUGCAAUGUUUUUGUACAGAGAAUCAAUAAAGCAGAUUGUGUAAA